CCGCCAACCCGACACCGAUUUGACUUGUAAUAUGUAAAUCAGUGAUAGGCAAGAGUACAGUGGCUUUCGUGUUAGAAAACAUAAUAGACAGACACUGAAUAUACAACAAGCAAAAAGCUCUUAAUCUCAAUUAUGUGCAUGUUUGUUUAUCCUAGAAUUUAGUGUAUGAAGGAUUCCAACGGACUCUCACUGACCCGGAAGUGAGGCAGCAGUGCGGUGAGAGCAGAGUGCCCCCCAUAGAGGUGAGAGCAGAGUGCCUCCUGGUGUAGCGCGAGCAGCGUGCCUCCCGGUGUGCCUCCCUUGUGAUGCCAGGCAGGAGGUGAGGAGGCGGAGGAUGGAAGGUAGAGCGAGGAUCUCCGGCCGCCAUGGUGCCGCCCGGGUCCCGCUGUAGCACGUGCAUUCCUCUCACUUGAGCUGUCUUAGAGUAGCAUCCCGCGUCGCCUCCGCACCUCCUCACCACCGCCAUGGAGCCCCACCGGAGCGGGGGGGACCUGGCGCCGCUGCAAUACAACCAGCGGUCUUCGCGGUCGCUGGGUCGGUGCUCCCUUUGCUGCUCCCGCCUCGCUGCCAUGCUUUGUUCCAAUGUGGGCGUGUGUGUUCUGGUGCUCCUAUACACUAUUGCCGGCGCGUUCGUGUUCACCACAAUCGAGGGCGGCGACAUGGCCCUCCAGAUCGAGCAGAGGCCUCCGCCGCCCCGGGAGUCCGCCGUGAUGGAUUCCCUGCGGCAGCACGCUCGAGGUCUUCGCCACGAAACGGUGGAGCGCCUGUGGACAAUAACGGAAUCCCUGAACAUCCUUUACCGCGAGAACUGGACCAGGGUGGCCGAACAGGAGCUCAUCAAAUUCAGCGAGAAGCUUAUCACCAGACUGCACGAGGACGAGCCGUCGCCGCAGCCCGCGCCCACCACGGCCCACGCCUCGUACCAGUGGACCUUCGCGGGCUCCUUCCUCUACUCGCUCACCGUCAUCACCACGAUAGGUUACGGCUCGGUGGCGCCCCAGACCGUCAUGGGAAGAAUAGUUACAAUAGUGUAUGCUCUCCUGGGGAUCCCCCUCAUGCUGCUCUACCUGUCUUCCGUGGGAGACCUUCUGUCGCGGGCCCUGAAGUGGUUGUGGUGGCGGAUGUGCAGGUGUCGCCGUCGGCCGCAGGUGCCCCGGACCAGCCACCCCGCGGCCUCGCCCUACACCAGCGUCGACCCCGCCAAGCGAAAGUGGAGCAGCGAGUGCGGCGGCGACGGCAGCAGCGUGGGCGAGGAGUUCGUGGAGGGCGACGCAGGCGCCGUGCCCGUCACUCUCUGCCUCGUGCUCAUGAUCAGCUACAUUUGCGGAGGAGCCGCUGCAUUCGCCUACGCCCACCAGUGGUCUUUCCUGCAUGCCAUCUACUUCUGCUUCUCGUCCCUCACCACAAUCGGCUUCGGUGAUCUUGCUCCUGAAACCACGCCCAAUGUCGAUACGGGUGUCCAGAUGGCGCUCCUGGGCGCGGCACUCUACCUACUGGUUGGCAUGGCACUCAUUGCCACCUGCUUCAACCUCAUGCAGGAGCACAUGACCAACCGUGGCUAUGGUCUUGGGCGACGCCUCGGCAGCCUCAUGGCUACAAGCAGCAGUGGCAGCAAUCACCGCUUUCACCUGGAUGAUACCUGACAUAUGGAGACGGUGGCACUCUUCACCUAUGGUUCGGGCUGCACCCCCAAGCACUCAAGCAGCAAGCCCUCCACGCUGCCGCAGCCCUGCUUGGUCAACACCAGCUGCAGCCUCGCCAACAGCACCAACGCUCGGCCUCUUAACUCCAGCCUGACGAAUACCAUCUACAAGGUCACACCUGAUGAAGACAAGCUCGUGACCCCCAACAACACCCUGGGCAGCAUUCCCCGGACCGGCAGCCCCCUACAGUCCCCUGCCGACCUGGCCACCAGCCCAGCCAAGGCCAACAACGGCAGAGAUAAGUGUGACACGCUGUACGGCACACUCCGAAAGGAGCUGCCGCCCACCCUAAAGGCCGUGCCUCCGCCCACCAUCCCUCCCUCAUCCAUUACGCCCUCACAGACGCCCAUGCUAUCUACGCGUACCAAAAAGACGGUAACAAUCUGCGACUCGGCCGACAUCGGGAGGGCAGUCAGUCCCCUUUCCCCGGAGAGGAUAUGACACGGCCAAUGAUCGGUUGCCUCGUACCUGUAUUAGGGGCCGUGAGGCUUGGGAACGCCUCCACGACUGUGACAAAGUCGUAGGAAACCAGACACUCUUCAUAUAAACAGUCUGCUCCACGUUGUAUUCAGACAGGGAUUCUGAUCUUCACGUGAAGUGACAAAACAAAGUUUGAUGUGUGAUUCGUUUAGUUCUAUACUGAUGGCACAGACGGCCGAUGUUCCGCUUGUCAGCAAGCGGAAUGUAAUCGUAUAUCUGAAAAUAAGUUAUUAAUACAUAUAACGUGAAACUGUGGCUCAUUAUUGACCUGUACUGGCACUGCCCGACAAGGGAUGCCAGGAAGAUUCCCCCAGCUAUGGAGGACGUGAGUCAAAAGACGUGUGUGUGUUUGUGUGUGUGUGAAUAAUAAAAGCUGUCCCUUUGUAUUGUUCAUGUCUCCUCUAUGUUCCAAGGCUGUAUAUCUUGUAUUUUUACAUCUGUGUAAGAGGUCCAAAAGAAAAAUAAAGAUUUAAACAAAAGAAAUAUAUAUAUAUACAUAUGUAUAGAGGCAUCAGUGUGACUACAUUUAUUGUAGGUGCCGGACUGUUGAUAAUGCUGUGCGGUUCUUGCUUGCAUUACGAGGGAAAGUUUUUUAGCUUGUUAGAGACGGGUUUGAGAUACAUUAUAAAAUUGUAAUAUCUAUUUCGCAAUAUCAUAUUGUGAUUUUAUAAGAGGAUUACUGUUUCAGUGUUCUUUUUUGUAUAUUACUCAGAGGUAUAAAGAAUUCUAAAUCUCAUUUCCUUUAAAUUAUUAAUGAUACAGAAAGUUAUUUACCAAAGUUCUGACUGAUGGUGACAUUCUGGAGAAAUGUCCACAGUUGUUGAAGAGAGAUUCGAAUGUCACCGUGGUGAUGUUUCGGAAUUCCUAGGUGUACCAGCUUCAAUCUGAUGAUUAUAGUAGAAGUUUAUUUUACAUAUAGAGACCAUAUCCCAAUGAUGCCGCGAAAAAAACGACAAAUCAGAUGACAAACUUCUUACAAGAAAAACUUUAGUCUGCAGCUUGAAAAAUGUUUCUACCUUUCUCUCUUUUUUUUUUUUUUUUUUUUUUUUACUUAUUUUUUGGUGACAGGGUUGUUCAGAACAAAGCGAUGGUUGGGAAGCAAUGUAUUGUAGUUUAAUACAGCAAAUAAAGAUGAAGAUUUGCGAUUUCAAUGAAACCAAAAAAGGAAAUCUGGCUAAAUACAAACAUCAAACAAAUAUCACGAAAGUAUAUGGCUGUUCGAAGGGGUCUCCAGUGAGGCUGAAUAUGGUGCGCGCAGUGCAGUGACUAUACUUUGCGGUUUGUGUGCAGUGGGUGAUAUCUUCUCCACGAUGUGUAAAUGUGACAUUGAUGUUGUCACUGCUUGUUACAAGUGUGUAGCUAUGGCUCGUAAAAACAGGCUAAGUUUCAAGAGUGGUUGUUACCAAGUAGUGAGGCGAAGUUGAAUAUGCGAGGCAGCAGUAUGUUGUUCAGAUCAUGCGCAGUUGCGUUAAGUGUCAUGUACAAGGUGGCUGGUACUGCCUAUCGCAUUUAGCUGCAUUGCUGUUCCCGGAAAUGCCAGUGCACCUGUUAUUUGUGGGUACGUCGCCAAGAGCACAACUGCCUUUAAAAGUGUUAGGUGCGGAUAUGUAGCUAUGACUGGUACUGUAAAGUGAAAGUCUGCUGCGAAAUUUAUCUUCAGAUGGGUAUCACCAAAUGAGUAUCAAGUAAUAAAGAUCCGAACGUUAUUUUUAUCACUAUAGCCAUUUAUUUACAUUUGGCAUGGAGAGGCGUAAAUGUAUACUAUAACCAGGUAUGUAUCAGAUAUACAACCAGGUAACCAAGUGUGAACCGUGACAUAGCUGGAUAAGUAUUUUAACCAGAUGUGUACAUGUUAUAUACACGUAUGUGAUCAUACAUUUGUAUGUCCCAGAGCAUUGUCUGUAUGCACACGCAACACAAGAUAUGGCUGUGUGUGCGUGUCAUAUAAGCCAAGCUAGCGAUGGUAAACCGAGUGCAGCUGUGUUCAGCUAGUUCUUAAAGACCAUUUUCAGAGAGCUAGAUGAAGUGCGAUGAUAUGAGAGUUCGAGUCGCAGAGCAGCGCGCCGGAGCUCCUGUAGGUGCAGCUGCGCUUGACGCCAGUCUUGGUGAAGGUGACAACUCAGAUGUUGCUUUGCUCCAGCGGAACUUUCCCGGGUUUAGGUUAUUCAUAGAAAGAUAUUGUAAUUGUUUCGAUGUUUAAUGCAUAAUAAUCUUUCUGUACUUGGAAUUGCCAAAAGUAGUCUAAAUAAAUUAUUGAAUUCGU
Molecule: messenger RNA, 4446 nt
Organism: Penaeus chinensis
Lineage: Eukaryota; Metazoa; Arthropoda; Malacostraca; Decapoda; Penaeidae
Product: potassium channel subfamily K member 18-like
Exons: 5
Coding region: 465-1643 (392 amino acids)
Biological process (GO): potassium ion transmembrane transport; stabilization of membrane potential
Cellular component (GO): membrane
Molecular function (GO): potassium ion leak channel activity
Source: RefSeq, a predicted model, not a curated record